This is a messenger RNA of Cotesia glomerata, 4216 nucleotides long. RefSeq names its product RB1-inducible coiled-coil protein 1-like (gene Atg17). Gene Ontology annotation, biological process: piecemeal microautophagy of the nucleus; autophagy of peroxisome; autophagosome assembly. The transcript is spliced from 10 exons. Gene Ontology annotation, cellular component: phagophore assembly site membrane; extrinsic component of membrane; Atg1/ULK1 kinase complex. Lineage: Eukaryota; Metazoa; Arthropoda; Insecta; Hymenoptera; Braconidae. Gene Ontology annotation, molecular function: protein kinase binding; molecular adaptor activity. Bases 254 to 4114 code for a protein of 1286 amino acids. The record is from RefSeq and is a predicted model, not a curated record.
GUGGGUAUAUAUGAUAGAAAACAGAUUAAACGGGGCCGUCCUCGCAAAUUGUGAGAUACGUGGGGUACGGCCCCAAAGCUGACUACUGGGGUUACUAAGGGACAUUUAAGUCUCUUUUUUGGUAGUUGUUUACUCAACAUUAUUUUUUUCCUAUCUAAAUAUUUCAAGAAAUUAUUCAGAAUUUUCUACGGCUGUUUUUCUAAAUUGGAUUAUUUUUGGUGACAACAAUAUUUUUAUUUUCUGGAUUACAAAAAUGUUGUAUGUAUUUCAUGUUGAUACUGGUGCUACGUUGACCUUUGACAUCAAAUUAGCACUUCAAACGGUUGGCGAGCUGAAGGAAGCAAUUGAACGAGAAUGUGGGGUUUUAGCAGUACACCAAGUGCUACUGAUGAGCGGUGGCGAGAGUUUAGAGCCUCAUGCCCGAGUUUGCUCGUACUCUGCUGGCACCGACACAAAUCCCAUUUAUUUGUUCAGCAAAGCAGCUAUCGAAAGUCAAGUGCCGCCUAUACCUCACACUGAUUACAGUACAGAUGUCGACUUAGUAGAACAAAUAACAGCCUCGCUAGCAAUGCCAGCAACUUACGCAACUCUAGUAGCUCGGGCCCAAUUGGCCCAACAAUGCUGCGCAAUAGCCCGGGACCAGACACGAACAUGCGAGCGACUGGUCCACGACCAACAUCUCCAACAGCAGGGCUGGGCGGCGGUGGUAGCAAAUUUGGAAGACAUAACGCAAAUGUUCAAGUCAAAGGCGGAUUUGUUGCAGCAAUCUUUCACCCAAUACCUAGCGGAGCGGCAGCAGCACAUGCAGCUGCUGAAUAACUUCAACAAGGACCUGGACACGCUUUCGAAAAUUCCGAUUUUGCCGGCUCUGAGGGCCCAAGCUGAAGGACUGUUGAGCGUUGACGACGGGGAUGAAAUCAUCGAGCCUAACAACUGCGAGGUCAUGAGUCUCCUCCGUUGGAUCUCUGCUAAAGACAACCAGAGCAGCUUGGAACAGGUCGCGGAACAGUGCUCGCGAGGAUUGGAACAGUUCGACGAACGGAUGAUGGAGGCGCUCAAAAGCGAAGUUAAUGCCGCCAUUGAUGCGUCUAAUAAGCCUGAAAUGAAGGAAAUUAAGGGCCUGGGGGAAAGGUUGUUUGCUUUAGAGCAGCUGAUGGCUCAGACAAAGCGGCUCGUUCAAGAGCAAGGCGAAUUGGCCCAAGGGUUCCACCAAAAUCAGACUAGGGCCAAUAAUUUGGGCGAUGCUAGUGUCUUACCUGAUUUAUGUGCAAGUCAUCGCAAACAGCUGGCUGUUAUGAUGGAGAAUUAUAGUCAAUUGAGGGAUAUUAGAAGAAGAUGUACUCGAGCUAAAGAGGAGUUAUCAGUAAAUAUAUAUCAACGGCUAAAAUGGAUAAUGUAUGUAGAGAACAAGAUGAUGGAAGUGAACGGAAAACUGGUGAUGUACCACGAAAAUUUAAAGCGAUUACGUCGUCAUUUGGAGGUACUUCUGCAAAUACAUUUGGCACCGCAGAUGUAUGUUAGUGCUGUCAGCGAAGUUGUUAGAAGACGUACGUUUUCGCAAGCAUUUUUGGUGUGGGCGAGUAAUCUCGCUUGUCAAUUAUUAACAGUACACAAUGAGGAAAUUGCUAGACGUAGAGAAUUUCAGAGCAAAUUCGAUGGGCAUUUUUUGAACAGCCUAUUUCCGGGUUUGGAGGAUGUUCCACCUAGUUUUGCUACUCAAGCGCCAACUGUUUUCGAUAAUGGAUUGCCUAAGCUGACUGCGGACGAUAUGGAAUCUCUAAAAAUUCAAUUACCCGAUCUCACGGAUUCCAUUUCAACGCCCGAUUUAAAUAGCAUCACGCAAUUUUUCCUCUCCAAGAGUCUCACGUCGGUUACGAGCAGCGAAGAAAAUAAUAUUAACAAAAUAAUUAAAGAAGACGAUAGUACAACUUCAAUGCCUGUCGAUGUGUCGGCUACCAAGGAACCAAGUGACAGAAUUUCUCACAGAGUUGGCUUUGAAUCAGAAACAGAUACAGACGAAUUUGAGAAAAUAAGCCAGCAAAAUGUGAGCGAUUCAAAUUCAUCAUCAUCAAAACAGCAGCAAGAAAGAGUAAAUACGUACGAGAAAAAAUUAAUGAUGCCGAACAAACAAUUGGAGGAAAAUUUGGGAAACACACGCAGUGAAGUAGAACGUUUACGUACAAUAUUACGUACCCUAAAAUUAGCAAUGAACGAGGCAAUAUCGGCCUUCAAGAGCGAAUUAAAUUUAUUACGUGAAAAAGUAAACACGGAUAAAAACGGAAUAAUUGAUGUAAGCGAGCGAAUGAACGAAGCAUUAAUUCUACACUCACGUGAAUGUGAACGUAUAUUACGUGAACGUGAGCAAGAAUUAACAGUGGAUCAUGAAUUGGAAUUAGCGGAUGCUAAAAAAUUGAUCCAAGCCCGCGACGACGAAAUACGUAAUUUGGAAGCUUCCAUUGAGGCGAAAGACACCGAAUUUACCGAGCUGAGGGCCCAGCUGAUGCGUCAAAAAUUGGACAACAGUCAGCAGGAAGAAAUGUGCAAUUUGCAGACGCGCUACCAGAGUCAAUUGAACGAGGCGCUGGAGCAGGCCAGGAUGGACAAGGAGAAUGCGCUAGCUCGGGCUCGAGAGGCCAGUUUGAUUGAAAAAAACGCUCUUAUGAUCCAGCUUGAAGAGUGUCGAAAAAAUAUUUGCGAGUUGGAGGAUACUUUGGCUAAGACUCGCGCCGAUCAGUCGAAAUUGAUAAAAGAAGCUACUGAUAAACUUCAAGCUGAGCAUAAAAACGAGUUCGAAACUAUGAAGGGACGAUUUAAAUUGAUGACUGCAUCUUCUGUUAUGGAACGCAGUCCUAGUGACUCAAGUCUUGAGAAAAUCGAGCGUCCAGAUGUGAUAGAACUAUCAAACCACGAAUCAAUUCUCGCGCAGACGAGAGAAAAUCUCGAGUCAGAAAAAUCAGAAGCAGUGCGCCAAGCUCUAGUAAAAGAAGCUUCAGACUUCGAAGCGAAGCUGCAGUACGCCUUAGCAUUGUCUACCAAGAAGCUGACCUCCGAAUUGGAGUCUCAGCGACUCCGCGAGACAGUCUUGGUGGAUCAGUGCCGUCAGUACCAGGAGAUGAUCAGACGCCUGACAGAAGAAGACCACUCAGCGCAUCAGGUGCUCAAGGAGAAGGUAUCCACCCUAGAAGCUGAGAACUUUCACCUGGAGAGCAAGAUGUCGGCUGAUAGGAAGAUGCUGAAGCAAAGAGAGACUCAGUUGCAUGAUUUAGAGACCCAAUUGUCGACCAGCAAGGAUGACAUCGACGUGUCCGAGUCUAAGAAGGUCAGGUUGGAGUCUAAAAGCGAGCAAGACUCGCUGAACCUCAGGCUGGAAGCUAAGAGCGAGACUGAUUCGCUGACCCGGCGCCUGGAGAUCCUCGAGGUGGACAACAAGCGGCUCAGUGCGGAGUUAAAAGUUUCCAGGGAGAGCAGAGAGUCCAUUGAGAACCGCGUGGAGGCUCUGGAGGCAGACAAAGUUCGCCUGGAGAUCGAAUUAGUAAAAGAACGCGCUCUCAGAGGAUUCGCUGGAAGAAGUCUUGGAUCUGUUAGCGACAGUGGUAUGGCCUCUUCUAUCGAGUCCAGGGACAAGGACAUGAUUGCUUCGGUCGCUGUUGUUGAGGCUCAUGAAGAGCUGGCCGCUUCCAAGGGAAUCUUCCGCGAGAAACUCAUCAAGAGCACCAACAGCUUGCUCAGUCAGUUUUCCAUCAGCUUGCACACUUGCAAUACUGGAGACUGCGUGGUGGUUCUUUGGGACUCGGUUCAUACUAGCUACAUUGUUCUUCAAGAGUCUACUACUAUGUAUUUCCUCCAUUCGGACUGUGUUGAUCUCCUUGGGUUGAAGACUGGCUCCGAUGGUAUUCCUAAGCAGAUUUAUGUCUUUGGGGAGGUCAUUGAUAAACAGUAUUGUCACGCCAAAAAGAAGGAGAAUCGUUACCACGUGCCUCAAGGUACGAAAUUUUACCGUGUAAGAGUGAAACCGCUGCAACGAGAUUGCACCCUGAUAGCUUCGUCGUCCGAAAAAAAUCAGCAGAAGUUGCAUUUUCUUGAAGACACCGCCAUCGUGAUUACACUCAAUUAAUCAGUUAUUGUUUAAAAAAAAAUUGUCUAAUUAACUAUUCACUACUUGUCACUAACAAAAAUACACCACAAAACACUUGACAAUUAAUUUUAUCAGUUGUCA